UCAAAUCGAAAAAGGCCCGUGAUCCAAGAUGCUCGUAUCCGUUGUAGCAGUCUUCUCCGCAUUCCUGGCGCUCGUACUACUUGCAUCGCUCGUACUAUUCCAAAUAGUACGAGUGUGCGUUUGGCGUCGUCGUCGUUUUUGCUCAACGAGCAACGACGACGACGAAGUCGAACGAGGGCGGGAGUUACGUCAAGACGGCAUCGCAAGGCGCCACCAUGUGGCCGAGGCGUUGCGGAAUCCGAAUUACUAUCUGUUCCGGCGCGGCGCGGCGCCGUUCAGCUGGGCGGAGAGAGGGUCGCCGCGGAUCGCGUUCGCGGCGGCGGUGCAGUCGUCGCCGUCGGUGAAAUCGCUGCUCGCCUCGUGUGAGGAAAUCCGAUUGAAUCUGUCGGCGGUGGAGAUGAUUAGGGCGGGGCUGCCGCUGCCGCUGCCGAGGCCGAAUUUGGGGAAUUCGUCGUUCCCGCAGGAGGCGUAUUUCGAGGUGACGGUGGUGGCGUGCGGCGGCGGGGGGAGUGAGGGGAGGAGGGAGAGGAGAGCGAGAUCGGAGGGGGAUGAUCGGCUUCAAUUCCACCAGCGCUCUCUUUCUAGAUGACGAAGACGAAGACUAUGAUUGCAAAGAAGAAGAAGAAAAAUAGUUUGAAUUCGAUUUUGCUACUACUGAAAUUGGGAGGCACAAAUUCUCCGUACGUCUAAUUGUAAUCUCACACAAAACUCAUAUAUUAGCUUUAAGAAUUUGUUGAAUAAAAUGUACUGUGUGAUGUAGUUGGGUUGGGAUAUGGAGAUGUAAUGGAGGGUGAUGAAUUGAAUUGUUGAGUCAUUUCGUAUGUAAAAAUGAUAGACAAACAAUUGUUGAAUAUUGAUAAUGAGUUUGAACA
Molecule: messenger RNA, 872 nt
Organism: Salvia hispanica
Lineage: Eukaryota; Viridiplantae; Streptophyta; Magnoliopsida; Lamiales; Lamiaceae
Source: RefSeq, a predicted model, not a curated record